Cottoperca gobio is the source of this 582-nucleotide messenger RNA. RefSeq names its product spore coat protein SP96-like. The coding region runs from base 108 to 443 and encodes 111 amino acids. The transcript is spliced from 4 exons. Lineage: Eukaryota; Metazoa; Chordata; Actinopteri; Perciformes; Bovichtidae. The record is from RefSeq and is a predicted model, not a curated record.
UGUAUAUAAGAAAAGCUCAACAUUCAGAGCAACACAAAAACCUCCUCGACUAUCUGCGAGACAUUCAGCUGAAGUUGUGAAAACUUGAAGUUGUGAUCACUGUAACCAUGCUGAAGCUAGUACUUGUGCUUGGAUGCCUCUUGAGCCUGGCUCUGGCUCAGCCUAUGGACAUGGAGCACAAACGACUUGCUCGGUCAAGAUCUGACUCUGACUCCGGCUCAGAUUCAAAUGAGGGUUCCAACAACAAUAAUGUUAACGCCCAGUUGACCCAGAUAAUUAUUGACCUAAUCAAACAGCUGAGUACAACUACAACUGCAGCGACAACUACAGCUGCAGCUACAACUACAACUGCAGCGACAACUACAACUGCAGCGACAACUCCAACUGCAGCUACAACUGCAAUUGUCACCACCGCUGCCCCUGCUACUACUGAAGCUCCUUAAUACAAUCUGAAGUUUAACCAGAGAUCAAUAAGUAAUAUUGAAGGACGUUAACAUCAGCUCUGUUUUGCAAUCAGUUCAAUUGAAUUGUUUUUAUUCUCUGUAGUAUCUGCUAAUAAACUUCAUCAAUGGAAAAAAUGAA